This is a messenger RNA of Monoraphidium neglectum, 1032 nucleotides long. Its product is annotated as Chavicol O-methyltransferase. The transcript has 9 exons. Gene Ontology annotation, molecular function: O-methyltransferase activity. The record is from RefSeq and is a predicted model, not a curated record. NCBI's taxonomy places the organism in Eukaryota, Viridiplantae, Chlorophyta, Chlorophyceae, Sphaeropleales, Selenastraceae. Bases 1 to 1032 code for a protein of 343 amino acids.
AUGGAGAUCAUGGCGCAGCUGGACAUCCCUGACAAGCUGGCCGCCGGCCCCAGGACAGCAGCCCAGGUUGCCGAGGAGGCCGGCUCCAACCCAGAAUUCACGCUGCGCCUGCUGCGCGCCGCUGUGGCCGGCGGCCUGCUGAGCGCUGAGCGCCAGGAGGGGGAGCUGCUCUUCAGCAACAACGCAGUCAGCGAGCACCUCACCACCAGCCACCCCGCGUCCAUGCGGGGGUUCGUGCGCCACUGGGCUGCCGACUGCUUCAGUGCAUGGGGCACCCUGGGGGAGACUGUGGUGGACGGCAGGCACAACUUCCCAAAGGCAAACAACGGGCAGGAAGUGUGGGACUACCUAGCGGAGCGCCCCGAGAACCAGGAGGACUUCAACGCGGGGAUGAAGUCCGUGGACGGCCUUGGGCUGGCCGCCCUCAUAGCAGACUUUGACUGGGAGCGCUUUGACCGCUACAUUGACGUUGGAGGCGCGUUUGGGUCGGUACUCAACGCCCUGCUCGUGCACAACCCCAAGGCCCACGGGGUCCUGUUUGAUCAGCCGCAUGUGGCCACCGCAGCCGAGGAGGGCUGGGCCGCACGUCAUAGCCACUACCCUGGCGGCGCAGUGCCCGCGGAGCGGGUCGACUUUGUGGGGGGCUCGUUCUUUGAUGCGUCAACGCUGCCCCAGGGCAAGCCGGGCGACGCGUUUGUGCUGCGCAACGUGCUGCACGACUGGUCUGACGAGGACAGCCUCAGCAUCCUCAAGGCCCUGCGCUCCGCCAUCGGGUCCAGUGGCGCGGCCCUGGUGCUCCUGGAGAUGUCACUGCUGGACGACGUGGGGGACCCCAUGGGCUUCGCCCGCUACCACAUGGACAUGCAUAUGAUGGCAAUGUGCCACGGCAAGGAGCGCACCAAGAAGCAGUGGGAGGCGCUGCUGUCUGCGGCUGGCUUCCAGCUGGUGGCCAUGCGCCCCACACGCAGCAUCUUCUGGGCGGUGGAGGCCAAGCCUGUAGAGGAUGCGGCCGAAGCAGCGGCAGCUCAGUGA